CCGAGAGAAAAGGGGGGAGAGAGAGAGAGAGAAAACAAAAAGUCGGAAAAGAUCUGCGCGCCCCCAGUUACGUUUGUUUGGCCCCGAAAGACGGAAUGGAAGUUUGUGACUGAAAGAGAAGGCUGAAGGCACCCUUCUGCUUCUUCUUUUUCUCUUUGUCUUGAUGUUUUUUUCGGGUUUGAGUUCGGUGCGGCUCACACGUCGGCUCGACGACUUUGUGCGUGUGCGUGUGCGUGUGCGUGCGUGCGCGAUGCCCCCGGCGGCGGUACCGGUCCCGGUUGCCUUUGGGUGGAAGCACCUUUGACAGUCCGCCCCACAACCAGGAUCAGAGAGCCGAACCAGACUUGAGCCAACAUGUCCUCCGAGCUGCUGGGGGGUUUCAUCUUCAGGGUGCUGCUGCCCCUCAGCCUAACUGCAGCCGCUUUGCUGCGUUUUAAUGGCUUCUCGCUGGUCUACGUCUUCCUGCUGCUCCUGCUGCCCCUGCUGCCCGAACCCAGCAGAAGCCCCCUCGACACAGGGUGUUGUUAUGAUUGGUUUCCUAGGCCACAGCAGUCGCUGCGUGACAGCAGUUUGCGUCUCCAGCUUCCUCUUCCUGCUGCUGCAGACUUUCUUCCAGAUUACCACCGCGACCCUCGCACCCGAGUCCAACUGCACGUCCUGGCAGAAGGCGCUGAGUCAGCUGGGCUUAGUGAGGUAUAACUCCAAAUGUCGUAAAGAUACAGGAGUGCCGCAAAUGUCAUUGUUGUGUUUGUUGUUUCGUGUUGUUGUGUGGUGUCGGCUGUCGCUCAGUCUGAUAGGAAGCGACGCGGCGUCCGCCGUGCGACACGUCCUUCCAGAUGUCGGCGUGCUGCUGGCUGCCCUGCUCACGUGGAGGCUGAGCCUGAGAUUCAGCCCGGAAACACACGCACAGGAUUCCCGCGUCUUCCACGAGGGAGGAGAGAGAACCGCGAGGAGCCGAAUUGUAGCUGAACUGGAAGAACUGGUCAGCAAGACCAGGACCGUGCUGGCAAACGUGAUGACGAGCGGAGGGAAAAUUCUGCUGACAGUUUUGCUGGGACUCACUGGUGUGGUGCUGCCGUCCCUCUCCUCCCUCCCCUACCUGCUUUCUUUCCAGGUGGUGUGCACCUGGUGGGCUUGGAGCGGUCAGGUCCCCCGUCUGCUCUUCAGGUGUUUGUCGGCGAUGUCGCUGACGUAUUCCGCCGCCCACUUCCUGCUCGUCUACGCUUACCAGCUGCCGCCGCUCCAGGAGGCGUGGCUUCCGAACCGUACCUCCGCCAGCGUGUUCGGCCUGGUGCCUCUGGUGUCGGUGGACUGCGCCGCCCCCUGGAGGAUGCAGGUGAACCUGCAGCUCAGCUGGUUUCACUUCGUCAGCCCUCUGACGCUCAUCGUGCUCUACCACGUCAUUGCCAGCCUGCGGAGGAACCAGAUGCUGGAUGGCGCAGGGGCGCCGAGCACAGACAAACUUCACUCUCUGCUCCCUGGCAGCUGUGAGAUGAGCAGUGACAUCGUCGCCGCCACCGAUGAGGUCACCGGUCAUGAUGUACUCAGUCAGGAUGUCAUCAGUGAUUAUGACAUCGGAAAUGAUGUCAUCAGUGAUGACGUAAUCUGGGAAGUCACAGCGCAGAGGCGGCGAGAGCUGUGGAGAAAAGCUCAUGACAGGCGCAACUCCAGAGAUUUUCUGGAUUCUUCUGUCAUGGAUAGUCCCUCAGAGUCUUUGGCCCCGCCCACACAGCGCAUUGCCUUGGAGUUGGACACGCCUCACUACUCCUUCAGCCAAUCGGGAGAAACGUUGGAGACGUGCGUGUUUGAAGGCGACGCGGCCGGAUGGGGCGGGGAUGGGGAAGCGCGACGAGGAUCUGGCGUGGCUUCCGUGGCGUUGGCCUUCCUGCUGAAGCAGAGUUACAUCGGCGCGCUGAUGGCCAUGAUGGCCUGGUCCAUCACGUACGUGUCGUGGCUAACGUGCGUGCUGCUGCUGUGGUCCUGCGCUCUGUGGAUGACGCGCCAGCGCCGGCGCUACACGCUGGCGUCCUCGCCGUGGUUGGUCGCCUACGGCAACCUGCUGCUUGUCCUGCAAUACAUCUUCAGCUUCGCCGCCGUCCGCCAGGUCCCGGGUCUCUUUCCCAAAAAGGACGACCCCUGCAGGGAGCUCGCCUCCAAGCUUGUGUGUCUGCUGACCUUCUGGCUGCUGUUGCGUCAGGCUCGCACAGAGAAGGGAGACACCCAGACCAACCCGCAGCUGUCCACCAUCAGCGUCCACGUGGACGAAGAGGAGAGGAUGGAAGAGAUUUCCUAUGAGAAGGUUCUUCUGAUGAAAGGAGGAGUUCAGAUGGAUGCUCUGGUUGCCGUGGUUACCAGGAUGUUUGUCAAAUACUGGAUCUACGUGUGCGGCACCAUGUUCUUUUUCGUCAGUUUUGAAGGCAAAUUGGUCUUGUACAAGGUCAUCUACAUGGUGAUGUUCCUGUGCUGCGUGGCUCUCUACCAGCUGAACUACGAAAAGUGGCGAGCCUUGUUGCGAGGCUUCUGGGUAGCUGUGGUGGUUUAUUCCAUGUUGGUCCUCCUUCUGGUCUACACCUUCCAGUUCCCGUCAUCCCUGCACACCUGGACCUACUACACUGGACUCAGCACUCAUAGGUUGGAGGAUCUGGGUUUGGAGAAGUUCUCGGUUCCAGCCCUCUUCACCAGGAUCUUCAUCCCCACGGCUUUCCUGCUGGUGUGUAUUGUUCACCUGCACUACUUCCACGAGCCCUUCCUCCAGUUGACCGACCUCAAAACUGUGGUGGACACGCACAACAGCACUAUCACAAGGUUGGUCCACUCUGAAGGCAGUCUUGUGGACAUGUCAGUGGGAGGAGCUUGUCAGCUCUUGGCGGAGCACAAAACAGGAGUGGCGUUGAAAAAGGAGGAGGAGGCCGAGGAGAAGUGGAGACAUGAAGAGGAGGAGGAGAAGGAAGAGGAGGAAAAGACAUCCCCCUGCACAUUUGAGGAGGAGAGCGUGCUGGACCCCAUGGCAGGUAAAAGGGGCUGGUCACGGCUCAGAAAAAAAACAGGAAGUAGACUGAUGUGCGGUGUGUCGACAGUGUUGGUGUCGUGGAGGUUGGUGGUGGACCGUCUGUCGGUCUUGUUCCUGCGCCUCCUCUUGUCUCUGCAGCGCCUGCAGCGCCUCCUCUGGUGGCUACUGGAACUGCACAUGGUGAAAAUCAUAGCCUCCUACAUGAUCUGGAUCUCGGUGAAGGAGGUGUGUUUGUUCAACCUGCUGUUUGUGGCGUGUGUGGGUGUGGCUCUACCCUGCAGGGCCUGGCGCCCCCUGCUGGCAGGAGUGUGCACUGUGUGGACAUGCGUGGUAGCUAUUUGUAAGAUGUUGUACCAGCUCAACAUCAUCCAGCCCAACAAGUCCAACUGCAGCUUGCCAGGUCACUCCGCUAUCAACGUGUCUACCUCGGUAUUGUACGCUGCUCCGAUUGACCCCGCCCAGUGGGUGGGGCUUCGCAAAUCUGAGGGAAAGCUGCCGGACUACUUGCGGUACAACUUGACGAUGCUGGCGCUGUUAGCCUUCGAGGUGACCGUUUACAGACACCAGGAACUCUACCGUCUCCGCUGCAACAAAGUCCCGCCUCCGACCAGAACUUUGUUCCACGACAUCAGCAGGCGUCACUUGGACCAAAACGUGCUGAGCUGCACCAAAUACUUCCUCAAUUACUUCUUUUACAAGUUUGGCCUGGAGAUGUGUUUCCUGUUGGCGGUCAACGUGAUCGGGCAACGGAUGGAUCUGUUCGCCGUAGGCCAUGCCUUUGGCCUCAUCGGCAUCCUAACCAGGCGCAGCAGGAAGCGAAUCAGUGCGGUGUGGCCAAAGUACUGCUACUUCCUGUCGGGGCUCUUGUGCUUCCAGUAUCUGCUGUGCAUCGGAUUCCCGCCUGCUGCCUGCAAAGAUUACCCAUGGCGACCCCCAACAUCCAACAUGGACUCCAACGUGGUGAAAUGGCUUUUCCUGCCAGAUCACCUGACUCCCCCAAACCCACUCUUCCUCCUCUACGACUUCCUGCUCCUGCUAGGCGCCUCGCUGCAGCUCCAGGUGUUUGAGGACGAGCGCGACGCAGUCGUCCAGGCUCUGGCGGGGGACAACGCCGAGCUGGAUGUCGAAGACAGACACGUCUGGGAUCCAAUCAGGAGGCUCCGUCUCAGCACUGUCCCUGACUUCAUGCUGUGCAGGUCUUACCUGGAUAUGAUGAAGAUCAUCAUUUUCAGCUACAUGUUCUGGUUCGUCCUCACUAUCAUCUUCAUCACUGGGACCACCAGGAUCAGCGUUUUCUGUAUGGGCUACCUGGUGGCCUGUUUCUAUUUCCUGUUGGUGGGCGGAGACCUGCUGCUUAAACCCGUCAGCUCCAUCCUGGUUUAUUGGGACUGUCUGAUCGGCUACAACGUCUUCGUCAUCACCAUGAAGAACAUUCUGUCCAUCUUGGCGUGCGGUUUCAUCAAGUCGCUGGUCGUCAACCACUGCUGGCUGGUUCAGCUCUUCAGCCUGGCCUGCACCAUCCGAGGAUAUGCCAAACCGGAGCAGCAGAGCAGUAAACAAUGCGAACUGCCCAGCGACGAGGCGGGCAUCAUCUGGGACGGCGUCUGCUUCUGCUUCCUCUUACUACAACGGAGAGUCUUCAGGAGUCACUACUUCCUCUACGUGGUCCCGGACCUGCAGAACACGCAACUGCUGGCCUCCAGGGGGGCGGAGCUCUUUGAGGCAUCUACCGUGAAAGCGGUGCGAGCCAGACUGGAGGUGGAGAAGAUGUCCAUGGACCUGCUGAAGAAACAGAUGGAGAGGAUUAAAUGUCGCCAGCAGAAGUUCCGCAGAGGAAAAGAGAAAAUCCUCAGUUUGACCCAAAAGAGCUUCCAUAGUGGCGCGCGGGAAAAGACGAAAGGGAGAGCGCAAGGGGAUUGGUGGAGACCGUGGGUGAACCAUGCCUCCAUGGUGAGGAGCGGAGACUACUUCUUGUUCGAGAGCGACAGCCAGGAAGACGAAGACGACAAAAAGGAAGAAGAGAAAGAGGAGGAGGACGAGGAUCAUGACAAAUCUGCCUUUCAGUUUGUGUACCACGCCUGGAUAACGGACUCCAGAACAGCCAUGCGAGCUCGUCACAGCCAGAAGAAAGGAAAAAAGCAGAAGCCGAAGUCGUCGUCAUGUGAGCAAAGCGGAGGAGAGGAGACGUCAGCGUGCGGCGCGACCGAGGUGACGGACGACUUGGAGGACGAUGCCGCGGAGCCCGAGGAGGAGGGACCAGAUACGGUCCUGCACCGGGCCUCCAACAUCCUUCGCUUUUGCUGGGUUCUGUUGUCGGCUCUGCUGGACUCGCUGACCGCUUGGCUCUGCGGUUUGUGUCGCGAGCACGUCGACAUCUCCACCGUCCUGCGCAUCGAGCGCUGCAUGCUGACCCAGCAGGCCGAGCAGGGUCAAGUGCCGUCCAGAGAGGCUAUACACGUGUACUACCAGGAACAGAUGAUGAGGACCUCCGGAGAAUUGGGAACGGAUUUGAGUGCUCCCGAGGAAGCGGGCCGGUCGGCAGAUUUGGACGAAAAGGAGAGCCCGGGAGUCGGGAGUGGACCCGCACUCGCCUCCGGAGAUGAAACUGAAGCUGACCCCUCUGCGAGAGAGGACUGUCCGGAGUGCUUUGUGGCCACAAGCAGCCAACGACUCCGAGCCAAACUGACCAGGAUGAAGACAGUCACGCCGUCCGUGUCUUCGUCCUCAGAUGAAGACGACUCCAGGGCUGCCUCCCCCUCCUGUCAGGCGUCCCCCCCUUCCUACAGCCAUGUUCUGGGUCUGGACACCCAACACCAGGAAGAUGAGAAGGACGACUCCAAAAAGAGAAUGCGUGGGGCGGGGUCAGGAUUGCAGAGGCAGCUGUUACUUCAGAAGCCUGACUUCCUGUCGGGAUGCGCCUCCACUUCCUGUCUGUUGGCAUCUCGUCCUCAGGAGCUGACAGCGAGCGAGCUGCUGAAGAACAGGACUUUCCACAAUGUGGAGCUGGAGGCAUCAGAUGCUUUCUAUAGCAACCAACCCCAGCUGCUCCAGCUAUGUUACGCCUUCUACAAUAUUCUCGCUGCCAGGUCAGAGACGGUGUGUUACCUGGUCAUCGUCUUGAACCACAUGGUGUCUGCCAGCUGUCUCACUUUGGUACUUCCUGUUCUGGUGUUUCUGUGGGCAACUCUGUCUGUUCCCCGACCCAGUAAGACCUUCUGGAUGACGGCAAUCAUCUAUACUGAGGUUCAGACCCCUUGUGAAUGUGUCACCAUCGUGAUCAAGUAUUUUUUCCAGUUUGGGUUCUUUCCCUUCAACCAGAAAUUAGAGGUAGACCGUUCCAAACCCUUCCACCCGCCCAACAUCCUCGGGGUGGAGAAGAAGGAAGGCUACGUUCUGUAUGACCUGCUGCAACUGCUCGCUCUGUUCUACCACCGAGCCAUACUCAAGUGCCAUGGACUUUGGGACCAGAGCGUCACCACUGACCCUAAACAUCACCAUGACAACCAGGCAGAAUUGAGUCCAGGUUGCACCCCCACCGACUCAGCACGCUGGCGUGGCGGCAGGCAGGCCCGCUCUAGCUCCACCCAUUUGUGCUCUCCUGCAGGCAGCCUGAGUUCAAUAGAACAGCUCGGCAAGUUGGACUUACUGCUGGAAAAACUUAUGGAACUUUCCAUCCGGAGCAAGCAGUACUGUGUUAGCAGGAGCAAGUCUCUUUACGGUCCGGUCUGUCAGUUCUUCCAAGCUCUGGUCGAACCAGAAUACAGCGCCGUCACAGACGUUUAUGUCCUCAUGUUCCUGGCAGACACCAUUGACUUCAUCAUCAUCGUCUUUGGCUUCUGGGCCUUUGGGAAACACUCCGCAGCCGCCGACAUCACUUCCUCCCUUUCAGAGGACCAAGUUCCUGAAGCAUUCUUGGUCAUGGUUCUGAUCCAAUUCGGUACUAUGGUGAUAGACCGAGCUCUGUAUUUAAGGAAGACCGUGUUGGGAAAGUUGGUUUUUCAGGUGAUUUUGGUGUUAGGGAUCCACUUCUGGAUGUUCUUCAUCCUGCCAACUGUCACUGAGAGACGCUUCAAUCACAACUUGGUGGCUCAGCUGUGGUAUUUCGUCAAAUGUAUUUACUUCGGCUUGUCAGCCUAUCAGAUUCGCUCAGGUUAUCCGACGCGUGUUCUAGGGAAUUUCCUGACGAAGAGCUACAACUACCUCAACCUUUUCCUUUUCCAGGGUUUCCGCCUGGUUCCGUUCCUGACUGAGCUGCGGGCGGUGAUGGAUUGGGUGUGGACUGACACCACCUUGUCCUUGUCCUCCUGGAUUUGUGUUGAGGAUGUCUACGCCCACUGCUUUGUCUUAAAGUGCUGGAGAGAGUCUGAGAAGCGAUACCCUCAGCCUCGUGGUCAGAAGAAGAAACGAGUGGUGAAGUACGGGAUGGGAGGUUUGAUCGUUCUGCUGCUGAUCUGCAUCGUCUGGUUUCCUCUGCUCUUCAUGUCCCUUAUUAAGUCUGUGGCUGGUGUCGUCAACCAGCCACUAGACGUCUCUCUGACCAUCACUCUAGGAGGGUUCCAGCCAAUCUUCACUAUGAGUGCGCAGCAGAAUCAGCUGAAAGACCUGACAGAAGAGGACUUCAGAGCCUUCAUUAGUUCCUACAGUUACACCCCUGGUGCUUUGCAGUUUCUGGAAGCGUACAGUCAUGAGGAUGUGACGGUGGCAGAGCUGCAGGGUAGCAGUAACUCUCUGUGGACCAUCAGUCCGCCAAGCAGGCGAUACCUGAGCGAGGUGCUCAACCUGGACCACUUUCCCCUGACCUUGUCCUGGACUGUUCAGAGGAACUUAAGUCUUGGAGCAAAGGCAGAGCUUGCCUCAGGUAAAUAUGUGACCUACCUUAAUGAUCAGACUCGUCUGGAACUGAUCCAGCUGCUGAAUGGUACCAGAACACUUCCUGUCGUGAUUGACGGCGUGUUGCCAUCUUUCUUACGAGCUCCCAGUGAUUCCAACGCCAAACCCAUUGAGCAGCUCUAUGCAGACGGCUGCUACAAGGACAUUUUGUUGUCCCUGGAACGAACAGCCAAUGAGACCCAAGAGAUUCAGGAGUGGUGGAUUGUCGACCAACCAGCGUCCAGCCUUGUACAUUUGCGAGGCAGAGCUUCAACAGACAACAGGAGAGAGGCGGGGCUUCAGAUCUUCGUGUUCAGCGAUAAAGUCAGCCCGCCGAGUCUCGGUUUCCUGGCCGGAUAUGGCAUUAUGGGAUUGUAUGCCUCCGUGGUGUUGGUCAUCGGGAAAUUCGUACGGGAAUUCUUCAGUGGAAUCAGUCACUCCAUCAUGUUUGAGGAGCUGCCCUGCGUUGACCGCAUCCUCAAGCUGUGCACCGACAUAUUUCUGGUGCGAGAAACGGGCGAGCUGGAGCUCGAGGAGGAGCUUUACGCCAAACUCAUCUUCCUGUACCGAUCGCCAGAGACUUUAAUCAAGUGGACCAGACGCUGACAGACUGCUGUACCGUCACCCACUGUCAAGUCAACAUGAUGUCAUUGUGACAUCAUCCACUCUUAAUUGAACGUGACGUCACUGUGAUACGUUUCAAUGUUACAGCUCAGGUGGGAGUCUCGCGACGGGACGUUUGCUGGCUCAAUUUCCACUUUUCCUUGCCAAACCACGAAAGCUCUCCAGAUGACCUCGAGGUCUUUUUCCAUACAUCCCUCAGAAAUAUGUUCAUGAUGUAACAAUGCGGAACUGGAAACAAAAGGAAUGUUGAUGGACCCUUUUCCAUUUGCUGUUUAGGCACUGCAUUGGUUAAAGUAAAAAUCCUAAGGCUGAAAUGUUAAUAAAUUGUUUAGAACUGAAA
Molecule: messenger RNA, 8843 nt
Organism: Phyllopteryx taeniolatus (common seadragon)
Lineage: Eukaryota; Metazoa; Chordata; Actinopteri; Syngnathiformes; Syngnathidae
Product: piezo-type mechanosensitive ion channel component 2-like
Exons: 53
Coding region: 437-8485 (2682 amino acids)
Biological process (GO): regulation of membrane potential; cellular response to mechanical stimulus; detection of mechanical stimulus
Cellular component (GO): plasma membrane
Molecular function (GO): mechanosensitive monoatomic ion channel activity; monoatomic cation channel activity
Source: RefSeq, a predicted model, not a curated record